Molecule: messenger RNA, 444 nt
Organism: Vitis riparia (riverbank grape)
Lineage: Eukaryota; Viridiplantae; Streptophyta; Magnoliopsida; Vitales; Vitaceae
Product: ubiquitin-like-specific protease 1
Exons: 5
Coding region: 1-435 (144 amino acids)
Biological process (GO): protein desumoylation
Cellular component (GO): nucleus
Molecular function (GO): deSUMOylase activity
Source: RefSeq, a predicted model, not a curated record
AUGUGUUCCAAUGGCAAACAUUUGACGCGAGAAGGAGUAAUUGGCCGUUAUGAGCGAUAUUUGUAUCCCAUCGAUGUUUCCUAUCAGAAUGUUAAUGAGGUGUACUUACCGGUCCUUCUCAAAAACCAUUGGUCGCUGUAUGUUUAUGACAUCCAUAACAAACGAAUCCAACUCUUGGAUUCUCGACCUGGAAGGAGAAGGAGUAGUAUGAGUGGGAUACAACAAAAUUUGGCCAAGGUUGUUCUAUGGCUUGUUGCCUACAAGAAACAAAUGGUUGAUGUAGACUUCAAGAUGUUCCGUUUUGUCAUGCCAGACGUACCAAGUCAACCAAAUGACAAUGACUGCGGAGUAUUUGUGAUGAAAUUCAUGGAGAACUGGUCAAAUGGAGGCCUCUCCAAAUCCAUCGAUGUGGGCAAGAUUAACAAGUAUAGUUGAAGAUAUUAG